Molecule: messenger RNA, 798 nt
Organism: Apus apus (common swift)
Lineage: Eukaryota; Metazoa; Chordata; Aves; Apodiformes; Apodidae
Product: NF-kappa-B inhibitor delta-like
Exons: 7
Coding region: 1-798 (265 amino acids)
Biological process (GO): regulation of gene expression
Cellular component (GO): nucleus
Molecular function (GO): protein binding
Source: RefSeq, a predicted model, not a curated record
AUGAGGGCGCAUGCAUUGGCAGCUGCCGAGCGCAUGAAACCGCUGCGAAGACUGGAUGCCAAGGAGCACAGAGGAAAGACUCCUCUGCUGGUGGCUGUCACUGCCAGGCAGCCAGCUAUUGUCUGUGAUUUGAUCCAGGCAGGAGCAGAUGUCAAUGCUGUGGACAACAAAGGGCAGUCAGCUCUACAUCUUGCUGCAACAUACGGGUACACCCAAGUGCUCCAGGUGAUACUGUCCCUGGGUUUCCCUCUUGAUUUAGAAAUGAAGGAUUUUGAAGGCCAUACCCCCCUGCACUGUGCUGUUCUGGCUCACAACACCCUGCUCCGGGAGCUGGGCUGCCAGAUGUUGACAGAGGAGCAGCAGAAAAAUCUUCAGCACCAGAGCAAGGAGCUGGAGUCCUGCAUCCACCUCCUGGUGCAGACAGGAGCCUCCAUCUACAGCCGGGAUGUGAAAAGCAACAAAACAGUUCUUCAUUAUACAGUCCAGGAUGGGAACAUCUCCCUGCUCAGAUACUUCUUGGAGCUGAAUGCUUUCAAGUCCAAGGACUUUGUCAACAACAAGGCACAUGGCAACACAGCUUUGCACAUGGCAGCUGCAUUGCCUCGUGACAAGAACCAGAAAGAGAUUGUCCAGCUGCUCCUUGACCACGGGGCAGACCCAAGCAUCCGAAACUUGGACAAUGACCAGCCCAUCCACAUGGCUCCUUCUGGAAAAGCUGGGGAUCAGGUGAGGCACUUGCUGAGGAAAGGGAAAAUUGCUUCUGCCUUCGUUUCCUGCCGCCAGAACUCCAGGUCCUAG